AAAUCUCAAGCCCUGAAAACUCGAGCUUGGUCUCAGGUGACCUCGGUGCAGCAGGCAGUGUCCCUCCAUGCCAGUAUAUAUACAAAGACCUGGAAGCAAAUGAUGCAACUCAAGCCAGGGCAAGACCAGCUUCAGACAUACAAACCACUACUUUGGGAGCAGCUCAAAAUCAGCACUGCCGUCAGCAAUCCAAAUGCCUGA
Messenger RNA from Suillus subaureus, 201 nucleotides. RefSeq lists its product as uncharacterized. The annotation marks the transcript as partial. NCBI's taxonomy places the organism in Eukaryota, Fungi, Basidiomycota, Agaricomycetes, Boletales, Suillaceae. The record is from RefSeq and is a predicted model, not a curated record. The transcript has a single exon.